AUGGCAAGAACAACCACUUUCCAACUAGAAGCUCGAGACAUUGACCUCCAGGCUCAAUCCAGCACGUUUGUGCCCACAGACAUUUUGUUUGUCUUGAUGGGUUCCUUUGGUGUGUUUUUGAUUACUCCGGCCAUCGGAUUGUUCUACGGUGGUACCAUCAAGCGCAAAAACAUUGUGCAGUUGCUUUUCCAGACCUACAUGACCACCAACUGUAUAGUCAUCAUAUGGUACUUGUUUGGAUACUCUUUGGGAAACUCUCCCAGCUCAGGCUCCAAGUUGAUUGGUGACUUCAAGCACGCCGCACUCUACAACGAAGAAGCCAAGCCUUUGAUCGAAGGUGGAACCAUUCCUUCGGCCAUCAACUUCUGCUUCAAUGUGUUUUUCCCCGUGGCUACCGUGCAAAUUUUCUUGGGUAGUAUUGGUGAAAGAGGCCGUUUCCUUCCAUCGAUUGUCGUUGGUUGUAUUUGGGUCGUUGUGUGCUACUGUCCCUUCGCCUUUUGGGUUUGGGGUGCCAAUGGCUGGUUGCUCAACUUGGGAGCCUUGGAUUUCGCUGGCGGAGGCCCGGUUCAUAUUGCAUCUGGUGUUGCAUCACUUAUUUAUUCCUGGUAUCUUGGCCCCAGAGGCCAGCCUGGCAAGAGGACUGGCAAAAUCACCCACUACAGAGGCCACUCGUCCGUAUCCACCUUCAUCGGUGUCACGCUUAUUUGGGCUGCUUGGUUCAUGUUCAACACCGGCACCUUAUUGUCCAUCAAUGUGAGAACCUGUUACAUUAUGCUCAACACCAUCCUUGCCUCGGCGUUUGCUUCGUUCACCUAUGCGGCGAUGGACAGAUUGAUCACAGGAAAAUAUUCCGUUCAAGCUGCCUGUGAAGGCGUCGUUGUAGGUUUGGUCAAUAUCACUCCUUCUUGUGGAUACUACUGGCCUUGGGCAGCUGCCGUCACCUCUAUAAUCAAUGCUAUCAUCUGCCGGGCUGUUGGCCUGUUCAAUGACUGGACCGGAGUCGACGACUACAGUCUUUCAUUUGUUGUUCACGGCGUGGGUGGCAUUGUUGCUGACACUUUGACUGGUAUUUUUGCAUCCAAGACUGUGGCUGCUCUCGAUGGAGUCACCGAAAUCAAAGGUGGUUGGAUCAAUGGACAUUAUAAGCAGCUUGGAUACCAAAUUGCCGCAUGGACGUCCAUUGUCGCAUGGACUACCGUCUUCACCUUGAUUAUUUUGUUCAUUGUGGACAACAUUCCCGGUUUGAAAUUAAGGGCAAGUGCCGAGGCUGAAGAAAUGGGUAUGGACUUGUAUGAGAUGGCUGAGACUCUUGAUGAGUUCGGAAACGACUAUGAAGCGUUUUUCGCCGCUUACCAUGCUCAUCGUAGAGGCGUGGUGAACGAAUAUGAGGGUGGCCUCUUGGCUUCUAAUGAGCAGCAGCAGCGCUCGUCGUCUUUGGGUUCAAGUUCCAUCACAAAUGUGAAUAUUGUGAACAAAGAAAAGGUAUAA
Molecule: messenger RNA, 1488 nt
Organism: Clavispora lusitaniae ATCC 42720
Lineage: Eukaryota; Fungi; Ascomycota; Pichiomycetes; Serinales; Metschnikowiaceae
Product: ammonium transporter
Biological process (GO): ammonium transmembrane transport
Cellular component (GO): plasma membrane
Molecular function (GO): ammonium channel activity
Source: RefSeq, a predicted model, not a curated record